Molecule: messenger RNA, 1818 nt
Organism: Drosophila santomea
Lineage: Eukaryota; Metazoa; Arthropoda; Insecta; Diptera; Drosophilidae
Exons: 8
Coding region: 1-1818 (605 amino acids)
Source: RefSeq, a predicted model, not a curated record
AUGAAGAUGUGCAGAUUGCCCAAGCGAACGUGGCUGCUCCAGUCGAUGGUUCUGAUGCUGAUGCUGCUCAUGGAGUUGCAGCAGCACAUCAGUGGAUUGGAACAGAGCACGGACUACUCGGUGGUUAGCAAGACUGCAGGUGUGGCCACCACCACUUCUGCACCACCCACUCUAGUGCCACCACUGAGGAUUUUCAAAGGUCGCAUUCAGACAACCACUCCCUCCACUAGAAGUACUUCUGGUUCACGUCCCUUGGCCACUGGAGCUGAAGCGCAAAAGGAAUUGGUCGGGAUCUCCUCCAAAUCGUAUAUUUCCGGACCCACCACCACACCCUCGAAGUUGUCAAAGAGAGCAGGAUUGGCAGGACCCAAGAAAUUUCCCAAGGAUUUGCGCAAUCGCAGCAGUAAUGCAGUGGAGCGCAACAAGCUGCAGCAUGAAGUUCCCGAUCACGUGCCCGACUCCUCCGGCUAUAUACCACAUCGCAUUGGUCAUCCUGUGCACUUGGACUACGGAACUACGGGAGUGGACUCAAGUGGUGCGCCAACUGGCAGCGGUGGCUAUCAUGCGGCGCCCUAUGAGAACAGCAAGUGGCAGGAGGAGUACUGGGAUCAGGAGUAUGCAGGACAUCAGCAUCAACCCAAUGGCACCAGAGUUCAACAUAUCGAGGCGGAGUGCCAGGAUGACUAUAUGAAAAUACGCAUUGGAUUCAAUGGCUCCUUCAGUGGAUUACUGUAUUCCGCUGGCUAUGCCUACGAUCCGGAUUGCAUGUACAUCAAUGGGUCUGGCAGGGAUUACUACGAGUUCUAUAUCCAGUUGAAUCGCUGCGGCACUUUGGGUAAAAAUUCCCUGCAAGAGGAAAGUCGCAAGAAUCCAACGAACUUUAUGUGGAACACGGUAACAGUUCAAUAUAACCCCUUGAUCGAAGAAGAGUACGAUGAGCACUUUAAGGUCACCUGCGAGUAUGGCUAUGAUUUCUGGAAAACCGUGACCUUUCCCUUUCUAGAUGUGGAAGUUGCUACUGGCAAUCCUGUGGUCUUCACGCUAAGUCCCCCCGAGUGCUACAUGGAGAUCCAAAAUGGUUAUGGCAUUGGAGGUCCAAGGGUAACAGGUCCAGUGCGUGUCGGCGAUCCCCUAACCUUGAUCAUCUAUAUGAGGAGCAAAUAUGACGGCUUCGACAUAGUGGUCAACGAUUGUUAUGCCCACAAUGGCGCCAACAAGCGGAUACAGCUCAUCGAUCAGCACGGCUGUCCGGUGGAUGACAAGCUCAUCUCACGCUUCAGGGGCUCCUGGUCGGAUUCUGGAGUGUACGAGACGCAGGUGUAUGCGUACAUGAAGACCUUCCGGUUCACUGGAUCCCCGGCGCUCUAUAUCGAGUGCGAUGUGCGCAUGUGCCAUGGACGGUGUCCAAGCCAACCAUGUCACUGGAGGAAUCUGAAAGCUGUGACCAAGCGCGAUACCUCCAACAUGACAGCCACAAACCUCUCGAUUCCUCCACUAUCAGACGAUGGCGAGGGACUGACCACAGAGAAUCCACCUGCCAAUUCCCUGUCCGAAAAUGUAAACCUUUUCCAGUCCCUGCGAGUUUUGCAGGAGGGAGAAACUGAUGGAGAUGAUGUGUAUGCCCAUCGGCAGACCAAACCCUUGUCGCCACAUCAAACAUGUUUAAAGACCAGCACAUUUUCGGCACUGACCGCCGGCUGUUCAGCGGUAUUGUGUGUGCUGACAGUUACUCUUUUCAUUGCCUGUUCGAGACUAAAACGUCGCAAGGAGUCCUCACUGUACGACUCCUAUAUUGCACAUAAAGGACAAAUCGAUUGA